This is a messenger RNA of Oldenlandia corymbosa var. corymbosa, 1428 nucleotides long. NCBI's taxonomy places the organism in Eukaryota, Viridiplantae, Streptophyta, Magnoliopsida, Gentianales, Rubiaceae. The record is from the annotation of a GenBank genome assembly.
CAUUGAGAAAAAAAGGAAAGAGUACUAGUUGCUACCUACUAAUUCAUAAUUCAUUCUCUUGAGUAUCACACAUGGGUGGUGAGAAAGACUUAUAUCAAUAUAUAAGUCUAUGGGCUACUUUCUUCGUUGUCAAUUAAUUUUGAGGUGGAACCCGAUUUACUUCUAUACAUUCAUCUUCCCCCACCAAUUCUUUGCUUUCCCUCUCCAUAUACUUCAUACUCCCCACACACACAGUCACACACUUAACCCAAAAGAACACAACAAAAAUUCAAAAUUCAGCUGGGAAGAACAAAGAUCAAAGAGAUUGCAAAAUCUAGGAAAAAAAAAAUGGGAAAUGGGUUUCAACACCGUAACCCUCCUCCUCAUCCUCAUCACCACCACCACCAAGAAAGCCUCUACAACAAGAACAGUACAUUUCUGCCAUUACUCUGCCGACUUUCAAUCAGAGAUGUCAGGCUCGGCGGCGGAGGAGAUUACAAAGAUCGUUCAACUUCUUCUUCCUCCUCCUUAUCUGAUGAUCCUUCUUCUCCAAAAGUUAGCUGUAUGGGCCAUGUGAAGAAAAACCCCCACCAAUUCAUCGAUUUCUCAACGCCGUAUAGGCUCACCGCCGCCGCCGCCACCACCACCGCCACCGCCAUGAUUAAAUCAUCAAAACCCAGUUCAAAUCGAGGGCCCUUUCAGUAUACCAAGCUCAAGAGAUUCUUCUCUGGGAAAAAUCUUCUGACUACUAGUAGCGUUACUACAACCGCCGCAGCCGCCACCACCACCGCGACUGCGUCCCAAGUCGGAAGAAGCAGGAGUUGCAGGGAGAUAGUCCUGAGGAGAAGCGGUUCGAGAAGAUCAUCCAAAAUCAAUAACGACGACGGCGGCGGCGAUAUUACCUACGGUAAUAAUGAUUUGAAGAAAUUGAAUAUCAGUGAACUGGAUCCGCCAUUGCCGGUGCCGAAGAAAGCGGCACAACCGCCGUCGGAGACCAAUAAUCUGUGGAAGAGAAGAUCCGGCGGGAUGACGACGUUGAGAAGCUUACAGAUUCAACAGAUUCAUGUACCUAACAACAACCACAACCAAAUGCAUGAUCAGCCAGCUGCUACAACUGUAUAAUUGGAUUUUGGAGGGACCUGAUUUCCCGAAAUUUCAAUUAUUCACAGGUAUUAUUAGUAUUAUUUUUGAAAAUAAUAAUUUUGUAAAUUAUUUAUUUUUUUAUAUAGUUUUUAAUUUUUGCUUAUAGAUAGAUACGACAGUGUAAUUUGGAUUCCAACUAAUCUUGGUUAUCCAAGUUCUUUCUAUUUUAAAUAUUAAUAUAUUUUACUCCCUCCGGUCCUUAAUAUAAGGCAUUUUGAUAUUAUUUUAGGUUUCACCCAGUACGUAUUUUUAAUUGACGAAAAAAUUUUAAAAAUAUAUUUUCACAUUUGUUAUAUUCUCUUGAUU